Molecule: messenger RNA, 750 nt
Organism: Anopheles moucheti
Lineage: Eukaryota; Metazoa; Arthropoda; Insecta; Diptera; Culicidae
Gene: Spase25
Product: signal peptidase complex subunit 2
Exons: 2
Coding region: 108-698 (196 amino acids)
Biological process (GO): protein targeting to ER
Cellular component (GO): signal peptidase complex; membrane
Source: RefSeq, a predicted model, not a curated record
ACACAAAAUCGAAAACAGAAAUAUUCGCUGCCGGCUUACUUUAUCUCCUGUUAACUCGUGCUACAAUCCUUUUGGAAUUUGUAUCAUCCUCCGGGGGCGCUAUCAGUAUGUCGAACAAGAACAAAAAGCAGUCGGAAAAUGCAGCAACUAAGGAGGAAGAGGUUGUCCAGAUCAACAAAUGGGAUGGUACUGCGGUGAAGCACGCGCUGGAUGAUUCGGUGAAGAAUGCGCUGAUGGAGCACAGCAAUAUGAAGGAACAUUUCGCUAUCAUUGACGGGCGGCUGUUUAUCUGUGCGCAGGCUGUUGCGAUCGCGCUUGUUGCCCUCGGUUAUGACUACCAGUAUUCGUUUCCCGCUUCGAAGCCGGUGCUGAUCGUGUGCGUAUGUUGCUACUUCUUCCUGAUGGGUGUGCUGACCAUCUACACAACGUACGUGGAGAAGGGCAUCUUUGUCGUAGGGAACCAGAAAGACGGCAACGGCAACGUGAAACGAUGGCAGGCAAGUUCGGAUAUGAAGAAAUAUGAUGAUAAGUAUGAGCUGACGGUGCAGCUGAGGGAUUCGCGUGGCAUUCGGGAGGCCACCGUCACCAAGUCGGUUGCAAACUUCAUCGACGUCAAUGGGGUCGUGCUGGAUGACCUGGUGGCCAGCGAAGUUAACCGCAUCCUGAAUUCGCUGAACGCUGACCGCAAGGAUAAGUAAACAGGCACACUUAUACGAUAAGGAAAUAAUAAACUACAAGCCCACAAGCGAA